AUGGACACCAAACACGCCAUCGUCCAGGACGAAAAGUCGCCCAAGCACUUCGACGAGCAGGUGCUUAAAUCCAGCGCGUUGGAAGGUCAACAUGCGGAUUAUACGGGCGCGGAGGCGAAGACGGAUCCCGUGGAGAUUGCGCUGGUGAGGAAGAUUGAUUGGAGACUCAUGCCAACAUUAUGCAUCAUGUACUUCCUCAAUUACGUCGAUCGCAACGCAAUCGCACAAGCCCGCCUCAACGAUCUCGAAAAAGAUCUCGGCAUGACCGGUGUGCAAUUCAAUACUUGCGUCAGCAUGUUCGUCCCCAUCCCAUCCACCCAUUCAAUCAAACCCCAUGCUAACACUCUCAGCCUCUUCGUUGGCUACGUCCUCAUGCAAAUCCCCUCCAACAUGCUCAUCACCCGCAUAAAACCUGGCAUCUACAUGAGCGCGUGGAUGCUCAUCUGGGCCGUUGUAUCCGCCUGCACCGCCCUAGUACAAAACUUUGGCGGUCUGGUCGCGUGUCGAUUUUUCUUGGGGAUUACAGAAGCGCCGUUCUACCCCGGAGCAACAUACAUGUUAAGUAUCUUCUACACGCGCAAAGAAGUCGCAACACGCAUCGCCGUCCUGUAUUGCGCACAGAUCCUCGCCACGGGUUUCUCGGGCUUGAUUGCUGCCGGUGUCUUCGCGGGCAUGGAUGGGCUUAAAGGGCUUGCAGGGUGGCGCUGGCUCUUCAUCGUCGAGGGUGCCGUGACUGCCGUCGUCGCUAUAUUUGGCUUCUUCCUGCUGCCCAACACACCGCUGACUACUUCCUGGCUCACACCUGAAGAGCGUGAACUCGCUCACGCACGCAUGGAACGCGACCGUGUGGGCGAUUCGACGGAGGCGGUGAGUAGCAUGGAGGGACUCAGGCAGGCGUGUCGGGACCCGAGGACGUGGCUGUUCUGCUUCAUGCAGAAUUUCCAUCUCAGCGCGUGCAGUUUCAACUCGUUCUUCCCUACUGUCGUACGCACCCUCGGCUUCAACCGCACCAUCACGCUGGUCCUUACGUGUCCGCCCUUCCUGUUCGCGGGUGCUGCGGGUAUUUUCACGGGCUGGAGUUCGGGCCGCAUGCACGAGCGCACGUGGCAUAUUACCAUCGGGCUUCUCGUCGCCGUGGUUGGAUUCGUCAUCGCAGCUAGCACACUGAACACCGCGGGCCGGUAUAUUGCGUGUUUCAUCUUCCCAAUGGGCGCAUACAGCGUCAAUUCAGUUAUCAUCGGCUGGGCUUCGAGUACACUGAGUCAGACGAAAGAGAAGAAGGCUGUUGUGCUUGCGAUGACGAAUGUUGGUGGACAGAUCGGAUACAUCUACGGCGCAUAUCUCUGGCCCGAGACCGACAAGCCCCGCUAUGGCAUCGGAUUCGGCGCAAGUGCGGGUUUUGCGCUCUGCUCGAUUGCGUGCGCAUGGGUCAUUCGGUGGAUGUUGAUCAAGGAGAAUAAGAAGCUCAGAGAGAGUACCACGGAACAUGUUAACCUGUAUGGAUACUAG
Parastagonospora nodorum SN15 is the source of this 1509-nucleotide messenger RNA. RefSeq lists its product as hypothetical. The transcript has 5 exons. Gene Ontology annotation, biological process: transmembrane transport. Gene Ontology annotation, cellular component: membrane. NCBI's taxonomy places the organism in Eukaryota, Fungi, Ascomycota, Dothideomycetes, Pleosporales, Phaeosphaeriaceae. The coding region runs from base 1 to 1509 and encodes 502 amino acids. The record is from RefSeq and is a predicted model, not a curated record. Gene Ontology annotation, molecular function: transmembrane transporter activity.